AUGUCCUAUGUCCCCUUUCGAGAUGUGCGAGGAGCCCCCAUGCACCGCAUGCCCUAUAUGCACUCUCCCUAUGAACGCCCAGCCUGGAAUCCACGAUUCUGCAUCAUCUCUGGAAACCAGCUGCUUAUGCUAGACGAGGACGAGAUCCACCCGUUGCUGAUGAGGGAACGGCGAAGCGAACCCUGUCGGACCAAGCUGCUGCGCCGCACGGUCAGCGUCCCUGUGGAGGGGCGGCCCGAGCACGAACACCACGUGAGCCGCUCGCGGAGGAAGAGCGUCCCUGCAGGGAAGCAAUACAGCAUCAACAUGGACGCGCCCCCGGCACCCCCGUUCCGGCCCUCGCAGGGCUUCCUGAGCCGGCGUUUGAAGAGCUCCAUCAAACGGACAAAGAGCCAGCCCAAACUGGACCGGACCAGCAGUUUCCGCCAGAUCCUGCCACGGUUCCGGAGUGCUGACCAUGACAGAGCCCGCCUCAUGCAGAGCUUCAAGGAGUCGCACUCCCACGAGUCCCUGCUGAGCCCCAGCAGCGCAGCUGAGGCCCUGGAGCUCAACCUGGAUGAGGACUCCAUCAUCAAACCCGUGCACAGCAGCAUCCUGGGCCAGGAGUUUUGCUUCGAGGUCACCACUGCGUCCGGCACCAAGUGCUUUGCUUGCCGCUCAGCUGCAGAGCGCGACAAGUGGAUCGAGAACUUGCAGCGAGCCGUGAAACCCAACAAGGAUAACAGCCGGCGGGUGGACAAUGUGCUGAAGCUGUGGAUCAUUGAGGCGCGGGAGCUGCCGCCCAAGAAGCGCUAUUACUGCGAGCUGUGCCUGGACGACAUGCUUUACGCCCGCACCACCAGCAAGAUGCGCACGGACAAUGUCUUCUGGGGCGAGCACUUCGAGUUCAACAACCUGCCAGCCGUGCGCACCAUCCGCCUUCACGUCUACAAGGACACGGACAAGAAGCGCAAGAAGGACAAGAGCAACUACGUGGGCAUGGUCAGCAUCCCCAUCGCCAGCGUCACCGGGCGCCACUUCGCCGAGCAGUGGUACCCACUCAGCCAGCCCAGCACCAGCAAGAGCAAGGCCGGCUGCCCUGCCGUGCGCGUCAAGAGCCGCUUCCAGACCAUGAGCAUCCUACCCAUGGAGCUGUACAAGGAGUUUGCUGAGUACGUGACCAACAACUACCGCAUGCUGUGCGCCGUGCUGGAGCCGGUCCUGAGCGUCAAGAGCAAGGAGGAAGUGGCCUGCGCGCUGGUGCACAUCCUGCAGAGCACUGGCAAAGCCAAGGAUUUCCUCUCGGACAUGGCCAUGACGGAAGUGGAUCGGUUCAUGGACCGGGAGCACCUGAUAUUCCGGGAGAACACCCUGGCCACGAAAGCCAUAGAGGAGUAUCUGAAACUCAUUGGCCAGAAAUACCUCAAGGACGCCAUCGGCGAGUUCAUCCGGGCGCUCUACGAGUCAGAGGAGAACUGCGAGGUCGACCCCAUGAAAUGCUCCUCGUCCACCCUGCCUGACCACCAGGCCAACCUGCGUAUGUGCUGUGAGCUGGCGCUCUGCAAGGUCGUCAAUUCGCACUGCGUGUUCCCGCGGGAGCUAAAGGAGGUGUUUGCCUCGUGGCGGCUGCGCUGUGCUGAGAGGGGCCGCGAGGACAUCGCUGACCGGCUGAUCAGUGCCUCACUCUUCUUGCGCUUCCUGUGCCCGGCGGUCAUGUCGCCCAGCCUCUUUGGGCUCAUGCAGGAGUACCCGGACGAGCAGACGUCCCGCACGCUGACCCUCAUCGCCAAAGUCAUCCAGAACCUGGCCAACUUCAGCAAGUUCGGCAGCAAGGAGGAGUACAUGGCAUUCAUGAACGAGUUCCUGGAGCUGGAGUGGGCCAGCAUGCAGCAGUUCCUCUAUGAGAUCUCAAACCUCGACACCCUGACCAACAGCAGCAGCUUUGAGGGCUACAUCGACCUGGGCCGCGAGCUCUCCACGCUGCAUGCUCUGCUCUGGGAGGUCAUGCCCCAGCUCAGCAAGGAAGCCCUGAUCAAGCUGGGCCCCCUGCCUCGGCUGCUCAACGACAUCAGCGUCGCCCUCAGGAACCCGCACAUUCAGCGGCAGCCAAGUCACCAGGGGGAGCGGCUGCAAACCAAGCCCAUCAUCCUGCGGGGGCCGUCCUCUGACAUGCAGCCCUACAUGAUGCGUGACCUCAACAGCUCCGUCGAUCUGCAGCCCUACAUGGUGCGGGGCCUCAACAGCUCCAUGGACAUGACCCGGUUGCCUUCGCCCACCAAGGAGAAGGGCUCCAAGGACAUGUUCUUUGUGACACGCCCGCCCCUGGCCCGCUCCUCGCCCGCCUACUGCACCAGCAGCUCCGACAUCACUGAACCCGACCAGAAGAUGCUGAGCGUCAACAAGAGCGUCUCGAUGCUGGACCUGCAGGACAGCCGCAUGAACAGCGUCUCCAACCUGCAGAGUGUGGGCGACAUGCUCAACAGCAGCCAGGCCUCCAUCACCGCGGCCAUGGGAUUGCGGCCCAGCCGCCUCUCGCAGGGCAGUGGCUCCAGCAUUGCGGCUGGCCUGCGGCUCAGCCACAUGGGAGUCACCACUGAUGGAGCUGCAGCCCAGCAGCUUAGGGUGCCUCUCUCCUUCCAGAACCCCCUCUUCCACAUGGCCUCAGACGGGCCCUCAGCCGCACCCUCGCACCGGCCGUCUGAGGGCAACCCCGACACCUUUGCCCCCUUCCAUGGCUACAGCAAAAGCGAGGAUCUGUCCGCCAGUAAGCACAUCAUCCACAGCCACAGCUACAGUGACGAGUUCACCCGCCAGGGCUCCGAGUUCACCAAGCGCCAGCUCUCGCUGCAGGAGAACCUGCAGAACAUGCUCUCCCCCCCACAGAUCACCAUCGGGCCCCAGCCCCAGCGAGCCCCACCCCAGCCGCAGCCCCAGGUCCCGCUUCAGCGCGGAAAGUCCCAGCAGCUGACGGUCAGCGCUGCCCAGAAACCCCGGCCCUCCAGCGGCAACCUGCUGCAGUCACCCGAGCCCACCUACGGGCCAGCCCGCGCCCGCCAGCAGUCGGUCACCAAGGAGACGCCCUCUGCACUCAAGCCAACCAUUACCAAGCAGCCAUCGCACACGCCUUCCACGCUGAACCCGGUCAUGCCGGCCUCUGAGCGCACCGUGGCCUGGGUUUCCAACAUGCCACACCUGUCAGCCGACAUCGAGAGCUCCCACAUCGAGCGCGAGGAGUACAAGCUGAAGGAGUACUCCAAAUCCAUGGAUGAGAGCCGGCUGGACCGGGUGAAGGAAUAUGAGGAGGAGAUCCACUCACUGAAGGAGCGGCUGCACAUGUCGAACCGCAAACUGGAGGAGUACGAGCGGCGCCUGAUGUCACAAGAGGAGCAGACCAGCAAGAUCCUGAUGCAGUACCAGCAACGGCUGGAGCAGAGCGAGAAGCGGCUGCGCCAGCAGCAGGUGGAGAAGGACUCGCAGAUCAAGAGCAUCAUUGGCAGGUUGAUGCUGGUGGAGGAGGAGCUGCGCAGGGAUCACUCGGCCGCCCACGACGUCUCCGAACCCCGGAAACGCCUGCUCGACGCUCAGGAGAGGCAGCUUUCCGCCGUGGGUACAGCAAACCCGCGUUUGAGCGGCGCCUUGGCCCAGCCAUGGAACGGGAUCCUGCCCGCCCAGCCACCGCCUCCGCCCCCGCGACUCCAGAUCACGGAAAAUGGAGAGUUCCGCAACACCGCUGCUGAGCACUAGCCACCGCCCCCGCGAGACGCGGCCCGGGGAAGAUGGGGGGCACCCCCAGCCCGCAGCUCGGCGGGAGCAGCAGAGACCCUGGC
Molecule: messenger RNA, 3806 nt
Organism: Terrapene triunguis (Three-toed box turtle)
Lineage: Eukaryota; Metazoa; Chordata; Testudines; Emydidae
Gene: SYNGAP1
Product: synaptic Ras GTPase activating protein 1
Exons: 19
Coding region: 1-3723 (1240 amino acids)
Biological process (GO): negative regulation of Ras protein signal transduction; regulation of GTPase activity
Source: RefSeq, a predicted model, not a curated record